Messenger RNA from Euleptes europaea (tarantolino), 1306 nucleotides. RefSeq names its product ADP ribosylation factor GTPase activating protein 1 (gene ARFGAP1). Lineage: Eukaryota; Metazoa; Chordata; Lepidosauria; Squamata; Sphaerodactylidae. Gene Ontology annotation, biological process: regulation of ARF protein signal transduction; regulation of endocytosis. The transcript has 13 exons. Gene Ontology annotation, molecular function: GTPase activator activity. The record is from RefSeq and is a predicted model, not a curated record. Gene Ontology annotation, cellular component: Golgi membrane. The coding region runs from base 2 to 1306 and encodes 434 amino acids.
CAUGGCAAGUCCAAGAACAAGGAAGGUCCUUAAAGAAGUGCGAGUGCAAGAAGAGAAUAAUGUUUGUUUUGAGUGUGGCGCUUUUAACCCUCAGUGGGUGAGUGUGACAUACGGAAUUUGGAUCUGCCUGGAAUGCUCAGGAAAACACAGAGGCUUGGGUGUUCAUCUCAGUUUUGUGCGCUCUGUUACAAUGGACAAAUGGAAGGACAUUGAACUGGAGAAAAUGAAGGCUGGCGGGAAUAGCAAAUUCCGGGAAUUCUUAGAGUCUCAAGAAGAUUAUGAUCCUUGCUGGUCACUGCAGGAGAAAUACAACAGCAAAGCCGCUGCGCUCUUCAGAGAUAAGGUGGCUACAUUGGCUGAGGGUAAAGAAUGGUCAAUUGAAACCUCUUCUGCCAGAGACUGGACUCCGCCUCAGCCCAAAGUUGCUUUGUCCUCAGCUCACCGAAGUUCUGCUGGACAACCCCAGAACGCUGGUGCCUCUUCUGACAAAGCCUUUGAAGACUGGUUGAACGAUGAUAUUGGCUCUUACCAAGGUGGCCAAGAGAAUCGCUAUGUGGGGUUUGGGAACACAGUAACGCCUCCGAAAAAGGAAGAUGACUUUCUCAAUAACGCCAUGUCUUCGCUGUAUUCAGGAUGGAGCAAUUUUACAUCUGGAGCAAGCAAGAUUGCUUCGGCAGCUAAAGAGGGUGCUACCAAAUUUGGAUCUCAAGCAAGCCAAAAGUUUUGGGGCCACAAACAGCAGGCGGAGCCGGCUUCAGAGUUAGGUCAGACUUUAAAUGAAAAUGUUCUCAAACCUGCACAGGAAAAGGUGAAGGAAGGGAAAAUCAUGGAGGAUAUGACCCAGGGAGUCUCACACUUGGCUUCCAAGGUCCAGGGAGUAAGUACUAAGGGCUGGCGAGAUGUUACCACUUUUUUUUCUGGAAAAUCUGAUGAGCCUUCUGAAAGGCCACCCGAGGGAGACAGCUACCAGAACAGUGGCGGCGAAGGCUACCAGAACCAUGCAGUAGAUCAAAGCUUUUGGGAGACCUUUGGGAACUCGGACCCACCCAAGACUCACAAGUCCCCAAGCAGCGACAGCUGGACGUACGUGGACAAUUCUACCGAGAAGAAGAGUUCCGAUAGUUGGGAUGUCUGGGGGUCUGGGACAGUCUCCAAUAACAAGAACAGUAACAGUGACAGCUGGGAAAACUGGGAGACCAGUUGGGAGAACGCAGGAGGGGAGGGCAAAGCCAAAAAGACCCCUAAGAAGGCAACAAAAGAAUCUUCUUCGGCAGCUGAAGAAGGGUGGGACAACCAGCACUGGUAG